Molecule: messenger RNA, 1482 nt
Organism: Lachnellula hyalina
Lineage: Eukaryota; Fungi; Ascomycota; Leotiomycetes; Helotiales; Lachnaceae
Gene: alg-2
Product: Alpha-1,3/1,6-mannosyltransferase
Exons: 3
Coding region: 1-1482 (493 amino acids)
Molecular function (GO): alpha-1,3-mannosyltransferase activity; GDP-Man:Man(1)GlcNAc(2)-PP-Dol alpha-1,3-mannosyltransferase activity
Source: RefSeq, a predicted model, not a curated record
AUGGCGGCGGCAGAGGAGACCAAGACCAUCUUAUUCUUCCAUCCCGAUCUUGGGAUUGGAGGGGCAGAAAGAUUGAUCAUCGAUGCUGCAGUAGGACUUCAGAAUCGUGGCCAUAAAGUUGUUAUGUUCACAAGCCAUUGCGACCCAAAACACUGCUUCGAUGAAGCUCGGGAUGGAACUCUUGAUGUACGCGUGCGCGGCAACUGGCUAGUGCCCCCUUCCAUCCUAUCUCGAUUCUCCAUCAUAUGCGCCAUUCUACGACAAUUACAUCUCAUCUUUUGGACAUACUUCACAUCCGAGCUCAGCGCAUUACAACCGGAUGCUUUUGUAGUAGACCAGCUAAGUGCUGGUCUGCCAUGGCUAGCAUAUCUGUAUCCUGGUACCCGCAUAUUAUUUUACUGCCAUUUUCCCGAUCUCUUACUCGCCCAAGGCCGGUCUUCUUUGUUGAAGCGCGUCUAUCGGAUACCGUUCGAUGCUCUCGAGCAAUGGAGUAUGAGUUUUGCGGACUCGGUGGCGGUAAAUUCGGGUUUCACAAAGGCCAUGGUGGGGAAGGUCUGGCCGGGUCUUGCUGAGUCGAAGGAUCUAAAGAUUGUAUAUCCUUGUGUGGAUGUUAAAGAAAAGACCUUUGAAGAGAGUGAAGGCAUUGUUGCUGCUUGGAAAGACAAGAAAGUCUUGUUGAGCAUAAAUCGAUUUGAAAGGAAGAAGGAUAUUGGCCUAGCUAUUAAAGCGUACGCAGGGCUUGGGAAACACGGGCGGAAAGGCGUGAGGCUUGUACUCGCAGGCGGAUACGAUAACCGGGUGCAAGAAAACGUGCUAUAUCACACGGAGCUCGUAACUCUAGCCGAAUCAUUCGGCCUCAAGACUGUCACGGCGGGAAAUAUCGUGACAGCUUUGAAUAUCUCCCACGAUGUGGAUGUUCUGUUUUUACAAUCAGUACCAAACACACUGAAAGACAUGCUUCUCAAAUCGGCAUGUCUCCUUAUAUAUACUCCCUCUAACGAGCACUUUGGCAUUGUACCCCUGGAGGCCAUGCUGGUGGGCGUUCCAGUUCUAGCAGCAAAUACAGGCGGGCCUCUCGAGACCGUUGUGGACGGCAAAACAGGCUGGCAUUGCUCGCCUGAAGAUACGGAGGGCUGGACUGCAGUCAUGGAUAAGGUGCUGCACAAAAUGUCCAAGAAGGAGUUGGAAGCCAUUGGCAGAGCAGGCAAAGGAAGAGUGGAGAGAGAGUUUUCUAAUGUGAGGAUGGCAGAGCGACUUGAUGGAAUUAUUGAUGGCAUGGCUGAAAGUGAACGGAAGAGUACACACGAUGUGUCGUCAUUCUUGAUGGUUAUGGCCAUCGCGACAUCGGACGCGGCGUACUUUUUGGCCUCGCAAAGUCGAACGCUGAACGAGAACGGGAUUGGAUUUCUUCUGCCUCCUUUCACGAUUACUGCCCUAUCGGUUAUCUCUUGGCUUGUACCGAGGUUGUGGGGGCUAUGGUAG